CUCAUAUUGUUACGUAUUCUCUUCUUAAAGAUGGCAUUUAUUAAAGAGGAGACUGAAGACAUAAAGGUGGAGUUUAUUAAAGAGGAGACUGAAGACAUGAAGAUUGAAGAAACAUUCAGUGUGAAACAUGAAGAUACUGAGGAACAAACAGACCUGAUGGCACUGAAAGAGGCGAGUCAUGAACUUAAGGAAAGGGAAGAAGAGAAAGAACAUUACGAUAAACAUCAUGAUUUCAUGAUUGGAGAAAGAUUGACACAGGCUAAAAAGUCUUCCUCACAAAAAAGAGCUCAAAAGACAGGAACUAAAAGUUAUUUCACCUGCCAACAGUGUGGAAAGAGUUUUGACCAACAUAGAAACCUUCAAGUCCACUUGAGAGUUCACACUAGAGAGAGCCCCUUUACUUGCCAACAGUGUGGAAAGAGUUUCACACAUGAAGAAAACCUUCAAGUCCACACAAGAAUUCACACUGGAGAAAAGCCUUACACCUGCCAACAAUGUGGAAAGAGUUUUACUGUGAAAGGAAACCUUAAAGUCCACAUGAGAAUUCAUACUGGAGAAAAGCCUCACACCUGCAAACAAUGUGGAAAGAGUUUCAGUCAAAAAGGAAUCCUUAAAGACCACAUGAGAAUUCACACUGGAGAAAAGCCUUAUACCUGUCAAGAGUGUGGACAGAGUUUCACUGUAAAAGGAAACCUUAUAGUCCACAUGAGAAAUCACACUGGAGAGAGUCCAUUUUCCUGUAAACAGUGUGGAAAGAGUUUCACUGGAAAAGGAAACCUUGAAAUCCACAUGAGAAUUCACACUGGAGAGAAACCUUUCAUCUGCCAGCAAUGCGGACAGAGUUUCACACAUAAAGGAAACCUUGAGAUCCACAUGAGAAUUCACACUGGAGAAAAACCUUUCACCUGCCAGCAAUGUGGACAGAGUUUUACACAUAAAGGAAACCUUAAAGUCCACAUGAGAAUUCACACUGGAGAAAAGCCUUAUACCUGCACUCUGUGCGGGAAUGGCUUCACACGGGAACGAAACCUUAGGAAACACAUGAAUACUCACACCGGAGAGAAGCCUUUUACAUGUGAUCAGUGUUGAAAGAGUUCCAGAUUUAAAGGUGACCUUAAGGUCCACACGAGGAUUCACUUGAAAGAGAACUGUUUUAAAAUGUGUCACUGUGGAAAGAGCAGAGGUGUAAAGAGUGUCUGAAAACCAUACUUGAGUAAAAGUACAGAUACCUGACAGCAAAAAGUACUCCCAUUACAAGUUAAAAGUGACAUUCUAAUACAACUUGAGUAAAAAUCUUGGAGCAUCUGAUUUUAAUAUUACUGAAGUAUUUUACUCAUGCUAAAUGUAGGCUUAAAGAUGCACUAGUCCUCAACACCUGAGAGAAAUGCCAGUAAAAAUAAACAAUUGAUUUGAUUAAUGAGAAAUCAUGUUUUUUCCUAAAAUCAAAACAAAACUGAACACCUCAACAUUGCAAUAAAUCAAGGUUGACACAACAGGUCCCCUAUCAUCUUGAUGGAGGUCAAUGCAACCAGAGUACUUAAAGUAACUUUAAUCAUGCCAUGUUUAGUGUCUAUGAGUUCAUAUCGAAAAGAUUUAAAUGCUUGUGUAUACGGUAUGUCCAUACCUGUGCAACACAUCAGCAUUACAAGGAUCUUUAAUAGUUCUUAUUCAAAAACUCAGCUUGGUAAUCUUUCUUGGUCAUAAAAAGCCCUGAUAGGAGGUGUGUUGUCGCCCGGAAAUACAACACCUUCAUUGGCUACAUCAACUUUAAGAGGUUGGACUUUGACCAGAGGUUAAAAGCUAGAGGACAAUGUCACUCCUUCUCUUUUCCUUGCUUCUGGGAGCACUAAACAAUCUCCUUGCUGAAAGCCUCUUCAGGCCAAGGCCUACACACCAGCCACGUUCUCAACAUCCAACAUAAAAAAAGACUGGCAACAACGUCAGACGAAAACCUCAAGAUUUAUCCUCAACCUGCAGAUCUGACGCUCCUCAGCCUAAAGGCAUCUUGCAAGCAUCGUACAUUUUAACAUUAAACAGCGAUUUAGUAUUGAUUUGUAAAACUUACCUUUGUCAGCAAAGGUGUUUUUAUUACUGAAGAGACUGAUGAUUCUUUUCCAGAUUGCCUUUGACUUUUUCCUAUAGCUCUAUCAAUAGUUCCACUUCCGGUUCAACUCUAUCAUUGCUCAUUCUUACCUACUUAUGUGUGUGACCUUGUAUGUUAUGUGUU
Molecule: messenger RNA, 2227 nt
Organism: Megalobrama amblycephala (Wuchang bream)
Lineage: Eukaryota; Metazoa; Chordata; Actinopteri; Cypriniformes; Xenocyprididae
Product: gastrula zinc finger protein XlCGF8.2DB-like
Exons: 2
Coding region: 31-1089 (352 amino acids)
Biological process (GO): central nervous system development; regulation of transcription by RNA polymerase II
Cellular component (GO): nucleus
Molecular function (GO): DNA-binding transcription factor activity, RNA polymerase II-specific; RNA polymerase II cis-regulatory region sequence-specific DNA binding
Source: RefSeq, a predicted model, not a curated record